Messenger RNA from Chaetura pelagica (chimney swift), 1475 nucleotides. It is a transcript of the gene SURF4, whose product is annotated as surfeit 4. Lineage: Eukaryota; Metazoa; Chordata; Aves; Apodiformes; Apodidae. Gene Ontology annotation, biological process: Golgi organization. The coding region runs from base 84 to 764 and encodes 226 amino acids. The record is from RefSeq and is a predicted model, not a curated record. The transcript has 5 exons. Gene Ontology annotation, cellular component: endoplasmic reticulum-Golgi intermediate compartment; membrane; endoplasmic reticulum.
AGUUCCUGCGGGUGACCAAGCAGUACCUCCCUCACGUGGCCCGCCUGUGCCUCAUCAGCACCUUCCUGGAGGAUGGCAUCCGCAUGUGGUUCCAGUGGAGUGAGCAGAGGGAUUACAUUGAUGGCACGUGGAACUGUGGCUAUUUCCUGGCCUCCAUCUUUGUGUUCAUAAAUCUCCUCGGACAGCUGAGCGGCUGUAUCCUGGUGCUGAGUAGGAACUUUGUGCAAUAUGCCUGCUUUGGACUGUUUGGAAUUAUAGCAUUACAGACUAUUGCAUACAGCAUUCUAUGGGACCUGAAGUUCUUAAUGAGGAACCUUGCCCUGGGGGGAGGUUUGCUGUUGCUCUUGGCUGAGUCACGCUCCGAGGGGAAGAGCAUGUUUGCUGGUGUCCCCACCAUGCGGGAGAGCUCCCCCAAGCAGUACAUGCAGCUGGGGGGCCGUGUGCUGCUGGUCCUCAUGUUCAUGACGCUGCUACAUUUUGACAUGAACUUCUUUUCUAUUCUGCAGAACAUUGUGGGCACAGCCCUGAUAAUCCUAGUGGCAAUUGGCUUCAAGACUAAGCUGGCUGCCUUGACUCUAGUCAUCUGGCUGUUUGGCAUCAACAUCUACUUCAAUGCCUUCUGGACCGUCCCAGCCUACAAGCCCAUGCAUGACUUCCUCAAAUACGACUUCUUCCAGACCAUGUCUGUCAUUGGGGGGCUGCUCCUCGUGGUUGCACUGGGCCCUGGUGGAGUCUCCAUGGAUGAGAAGAAAAAAGAGUGGUAACAGGAAUAGCAACACUUCUUGGGACAUAACAUAUUAAGUCCAGAACUGAUUCUCUAUGGAUUCAACAAAAAACUGCCAGCAUUUUACACGUACAUGCCCCCUUCCUCUUAAAGGCACAGAUGUUUUGAAUUUGAUUUACAGUGGCAACAGUAAUGUAAUAGAUAAACCCCUGUUUCUUCAAGGAAUGUUGCCUAGGCUUAAUCUAACUUCCUAGAUUUGGAACUAACCCAAGGAGCCUGCAUUUUGCUGAUGCUUCAGUGAGUUGCAGUAGGAGAGUUGCUGUCUUUCAUGGCAGCAAUGUUUUAAAAUUUGAAGUACUGUGAGCAGAUAGAGCUGAAUCAUGGAGUGGGCUGUUGGGUUCCAGCUAUAACUAAAAAAGUGGAUCCCCUUUCUCACCCUCAUCAAAGCUGUCUUGUGCAUAAGGAGUUCCACUGCUGGUUAUAGCAUUUCUUAUCAAGGUGGAAAGCAGCAGCAGCAGCAAAAGAAAAAUCAUGUUCUUUUGCUGCUUAAAAGGCCUGUAAUUCCAUUUUGUUUAAUAAGAGGGGAGGUCUUUCCUGCCCCCCCAAAAAAGGCAAAAGAAAACCUGACAGUAGUUUUACCUGCAUCUAGCUAAGAAAAGGGAGAGGGUUUUCUAACAUGUUCCAGUUCUGCUUUUGAGGAGAACAAGGGAGAAUCCUGUCGUGCUAAUCAGGCAUCCUGUAUGGCUAAUCA